Molecule: messenger RNA, 2366 nt
Organism: Durio zibethinus
Lineage: Eukaryota; Viridiplantae; Streptophyta; Magnoliopsida; Malvales; Malvaceae
Source: RefSeq, a predicted model, not a curated record
CCUGAAAUAGCUUGCAUAAGCCUGGUAUGAAUCCAAAAGAAAUGGCGUUUCCUAGUGUAGUUUUAAUGUCAAAAAAGCCCUGACUUGAGCUAUCCAAGAAACACACUCUCUCUCUCCAAUCCAACACUAUCCCAUCCUUACCCUCUUCUUCAACGAUGAGAUGCUUCUCUUGAAAGUUGAGACAAAGAACCAACAAAACACGCCCUAGAAUAAAUUUCAAGGAAAAAGCUUGGAAGUUUGAAGAGAAAGAAAGAGAAAAGCCCAAAAUGAAGGUCAAGAAGAAAGGCAGAGUUUACCCUUCUGUAUCUUCACUUCCACCUUCCUCACCAGCUUCAUACUGAGAUCCUAACUCUGUGUUUAAGCUUGUCCCUGUAUCAAUUCUAGCUCUAGCCUCAGCUCUCCCACCCCAAGACCGAGAAGUCUUGGCUUACAUGAUAAUAAGGUCCAUCAUUUCCACCUCUAAUCCAUCUACCCUCACCGUUCAACCUAAGAACAAGUGCAAGAAAGGCAAAGUCCCUCUUUUUCAAUGUGGGUGCUUCGAUUGUUGCACCAGGUUUUUGCACAGAUGGGAUUCUUCACCCAACAGGGACCUCAUUCAUCAAGUUAUUGAGGCCUUUGACGACCAUUUGAUGCAAAAUGAGGCUUCCAAGAAACACUUUAAAGACGCCAGCAGGAAGAAAGAUAAGGUAAUACUGAGCAUUGGCGAAUCCAAUGGAGUAUCUGUUAAUCCAUUGCAAAGAGAGCAGUCCCAAGAUAGUGAAAUAUCGAUGGUUGAAAGUGAGCGCUUGGUGGAGGCUGAAAAUAGGGGUGGCUGUGAACAAGAAGAAGAAGAUAGUGUGGGUGACGAAGUGACAGGAAACCUGGAAGUGGAGGUGGUGGCUGUAGCAACUGGUGUUAGCCACAAGGGUUUGGCCAGGAAGGUUUUACCAGACGUGGUGGGGUUCUUCAACUCUCGAUUGCGGAGCCUGUGGGGUCAGAGUAUCUAGGAGGUUUGCUCACCUUAGACGGUAUCCUUUGCCUUUGGCAAAUGCGUGAACAGGAGAGUCCGAGGCCCCCAAACUGGCUACUUGUUCGACAGACAAUUAGACAUCGAUGAUGGUUUACAAAUUACAAGUUCGGAAUACUUGUUCCUCAGGAGACUAUGACUUGAAUCAUAUGAAGCUCCUUGACCAGGAGAACAACAGACGCACCAAUGACUAUCAGACGUACAGACUUCAAUUUCCACCUGAAACCUGUAGCUGUAAAUUUUGCUCCAAAUCAUUUGGAAUGAACCUUAACCUGUUGACAGUUGUCCAAUGCAAGAAUUCAGGACUCUGCAGCAAUGCUGCAUUGAAACUCGCAGAGCAGUUCAAGAGAAAGUACAUACGGUUCAUUUCUUGUUACUUUAACAAGCUUUGGUGCUGCCAUGGACAUGGUUACCUUAAUUGAAUUCUGGCAGGAGCUCAACUCCAUAACUGCAACUUGUGCUUUGUUUGGAUGGUCGAUGGAAAUGGAUUCUCAUUUCCUCAUCAUGUUGAUGAUGUCAUUUUGAAACUGAAUCUCUUGAAUGCUGAUCAAGUCAUCACAUCAAUGAUGCCAUCUUAGGGAGUUUUUUCCGACGUUAGGAUAUUUUAAGUUCUUUAUUCUUUAAUAGGAGUAAUUUUAAACUUAUUUACCUAAGGUACUCUAAGCCACAUCAUCAACUCUUUCCUUCAAGCCUUUUCUUUCUCUUUCUAUCUGCUGUGUUUUUGUCAAAAUUCUCAUGAAGAAAAAGGAUUGAAGAAACCCAUGAUGUAAUGGAUUGAACUGAGGGAUAAGGUUGAUGUUUUCUUCUCAGGAGAUUUAUCAAAUAAUGGAGAUUUACGAGAUAUUAUAUAUCUUAGGUAUUCCCUUUUCCUGUUUCAAAUGAUAUCUAAAUAUUUGUUGAAAAUUCUUGUUUAUUAAAACUCAGAUCCAAGAACUCAAGUGUCCAUUAAGCAAUAUAGGAGAUAAACCUUCAAAACUCCCCUAGUUCUUCUAAAAAAAUUGAAGUUAAAAAGGUCAGGCACAUUUGGACCUUCACCAUGCAAAUAGCAACUUUGAGUUCUUCCAUAGAAAAGAGAAUCUCCAAACCACCAUCUUCAUGCACAGAUAACAGUCUGAAUUUCAAGUUAGUUACCACCUACUUAUGCCACCAAUCAGCAGUAAAAUGUUCCUUGAAGAAAUCGAAAACCAAUGCCUUAACAGUUCUAUGCUCUGAGAUCUCCACACCAUUAUCAACAAGCCCCAGGAUGACACUUCUUGCUCUAACUCUGACAUUACUAAUAAAUAGUUAGUAUUUUUAGCCUUUCAUUCAGCCACAAAACUCAACUUCUGCUUCCAAAUCAAUUCCCUAAUUUUCUAAUUGA